AUGCCUUCGAGGGCCGGGCAAUCGGCGUGGCGCCCGCGGUGGCCGCUGAUCGCGGCGUACCUGGCUUGCCUGGCGGUCUGCGUGCCUCGGCUCGUCAGCCCCGCACCGCAGAGCGUCGCCGCCCAGGGGCACAUCAUUGAAAAGAUCGACCGGCAGAUUGACUUGACCAAGCAGUGGGCCUUUAAGUCGGAGAUCUUGACGAUCAAAGUCGCGGCCAAGGGGGACGGCGCCGCGGCCGUGGCGCUGUGUGAUCUGAAGCAGAAGGCGGAACGGCGGGCAUUGAUAAAGGUGUCCCUGGUCAAAGACGGCAAGCAAACCCCGCUGGAUACGGAGGACACCAGCACAGUUGAGGAUGCACCAAAUGAUGUCUCUUGCAUCUUGGCACACUUGCCCACUGAAGUGACGGCCAACCAGGCGGUGGAAUUGAAGGUUUUGACUUAUGCCACAAGGGUUAUGACCCCAAAUCCUGAGAAAAUCUUUCAGUCUGAAACUCAGCGCAUGGUUUAUGAGGACAACACUCUGGUCUUGUCUCCCUAUCGUGUUGAAACACAGACAACAACGGUGAAAGUCCCCAGCAGUGACAUAAGCGAUUUUUCCAAAAUGGAGCCCAGCAAGGAGUCGGGCAGCACUGUCGUCUAUGGCCCUUACACUGGCAUUGGGCCAUUUGAGCGCCAUAAUCUGAGAGUGCACUUUGCACACAAUGCCCCCUUUGUUGAGGCCAUUAAGCUGGUGCGGGAGAUUCAGGUGUCUGAAUGGGGCAAUGUGUAUGUGGAAGAGACGUACAACUUGAAGCACACAGGAGCAGCGCUCCAAGGAACUUGGUCACGCCUCGAUUAUCAGCAAGAUCCAGGACGCUAUGGGGCAUCGGCCUGCAAGGAGCUAAAGGCCAAGCUUCCAGGCAAUGCUCAUUCGAUCUAUUUUCGUGACGAAAUCGGAAAUGUUUCGUCUUCCCAUGUUCGGCAGUCACUGAAGAAUACAGAAGUACUCCUGCUUCCAAGGUUUCCUCUUUUCGGUGGAUGGAAGAUCAACUUUGUUUUUGGUUACAGUGUUCCCCUGAAUGGGGUCCUUUGGGACCAAGAGGAUGGGUUCCGUCGGUUGGGGAUGGCCAUGGGGAGCUCGAUCCAAGAUCUGGUAGUCGAUGAACUCGAGAUCAGGGUUGUCCUUCCCCAAGGUGCAUCAGACAUUGAGGUGGAGCAGGGUGCCUACUUUGACAAGCUCACUGUCGCUGACAGGAAGCAUUCAUACCUGGAUACUAUUGGACGACCAGUGGCUGCAGCAGUCAAGUACAACGUCGUUCCCAAACAGGCACAAACUGCGAUCGUGGUGAAGUACCGCAUUUCCGGUUUGGCUCAGAUGUACAAACCCUUGCUCCUCGUUGGUGUUGUUUUCCUGCUGUUUGGAGUUGCAAUCUUCUACGUUCGUUUUGAGAUGAAACUGGCAAAGGGAGGCUGGAGGAAAGGGACAACUCCCCAGCAAAAGCAGGACAGUUGCUUGCAGAAGGCCAAGGCACUUCUCAAAGAAAGGCAAGGAACUCGAGAUGAGAUGGAGGACUUGAUCAAGGAAAUGCAGCGCACCAAGAGCACCGAACAAAGUGCGAAGUUCUGUAAGGCAAUGGAAAUGAAAGCAGCAGCCACUACCAAACAGCUUAAGGACCUGGUUGCUGAGCUUGAGAAAACAGAAUGCAAGGAGAUCGCUGCGAUCCGAGAGCUUUUAGCAAAGGAAAGAAAGCUUCAGGAUAAGUACAACGUCCACUGCACUUCCAAGAUCCAGCACGCAAGGUCGACUUCACCCAAGAAGGAUGAGGAGAAGAAGAUCGCACAGGGGGAUGCCGUCAUUUCUGAAUCGACGGAAGAAGUUGUGCGCCUGUCGACAAGCGUGCUGGGCCCCUACUGA
Ostreobium quekettii is the source of this 1893-nucleotide messenger RNA. Lineage: Eukaryota; Viridiplantae; Chlorophyta; Ulvophyceae; Bryopsidales; Ostreobiaceae. The record is from the annotation of a GenBank genome assembly.